ACCCACACCCCCCCGCUCCACCCCCCCACCUGUCCCUCGUGGUCACGCUCGCAGGGGAAUUCCUUCGCCCUUAAUUAAUUACGCUCCGGAAGGGAAUCUUUUGGGAGGUGGUGGUGAAUGUGCUCGCCGUCGUGGCUGUGCUGCUCCUACUCCUCGUGCGGUCAAAAAAUUUAUACUUUUUAGAGAGUGGGAGAGCGAGACAGAGGAAAGGAAAAAACGUCACCUUUAACCCCUUUCCUUCAAGUUGAAGUCUCAAUUUCUCCUCUCUCUUUUCUCUCUUAUGUGGGCUUUGGGAGCCAUAUGAGACUUGGAAUCGAGAGGGGGGAUUGGUUGGUGUAGAGCGGAGGAGCGAAGAAUGAGAGAGGUCGUGAAGGAUGGGCAACUGCGGAACCCGGGAGGAGAAUGCCGUCGUCGCUGCUCACGCCCAAGUUCAGCAGCUCCAGAUGUUCCAACUUCCUGCUAAGAAUGCACUUCCUGAGAAGAAGCACCACCGCUCUUUCUCGGACAUGAGCGAACCUUCAACCCCUCGAAACGUCGAAGAUGCAAGGAAUAUUGCAAUAUACACCAAUGUGAUUGCCUUCACUUUGUUUGAGCUUGAGACAAUCACAAAGAGCUUCCGUCCAGACUACGUUCUUGGUGAAGGAGGAUUUGGGACUGUCUACAAGGGAUACAUAGAUGAGAAUGUGAGGGUCGGUCUCAAAUCCCUUCCUGUUGCCGUCAAGGUCCUCAAUAAAGAUGGUCAUCAAGGGCAUAGAGAAUGGCUUACAGAGGUUAAUUUCUUAGGACAGCUCAGGCAUCCUAAUCUAGUGAAGUUGAUUGGAUAUUGCUGCGAGCAUGAUCACAGGCUGCUUGUCUAUGAGUUUAUGUUCCGGGGGAGCCUUGAGAAUCACUUAUUUCGAAAGACAGCUGCUCCAUUAUCUUGGGCAACAAGAAUGUCAAUUGCUCUUGGUGCUGCUCAAGGGCUAGCUUUCCUUCACAAUGCGGAAAGGCCUGUCAUUUACCGAGAUUUUAAGACAUCAAAUAUUUUGUUGGACUCUGAUUAUACAGCGAAGCUUUCUGAUUUUGGCCUUGCAAAAGCUGGACCACAGGGUGAUGACACCCAUGUGUCAACACGGGUAAUGGGAACCUAUGGAUAUGCUGCUCCUGAAUAUGUAAUGACUGGUCACUUGACAGCUAGGAGUGAUGUCUACAGCUUUGGGGUUGUCCUUCUCGAGCUCUUAACAGGACAGCGGUCUGUGGACAAGACCCGUCCCUGCAAGGAGCAUAGCUUGGUUGACUGGGCUCGCCCCAAGCUUAAUGACAAGAGAAAGAUGCUGCAGAUCAUUGACCCCAGGUUGGAGGGUCAGUAUUCAGUGCGAGCUGCCCAGAAGGCCUGUAGCCUGGCAUAUUACUGCUUGAGCCAAAACCCAAAAGCAAGGCCCCUUAUGAGUGAUGUUGUGGAGACUCUUGAGCCCCUUCAGAGCAGCAGCGGGAGCAAGGUUUCAGGUCAUGCCCCAGUGAGCGAUGGCCUUCCUGACUACCGGAUGCACCGCAGGAUCACGGGGAAUGGUGUUGGAUGUAGAGCAAGUCCUAGCCCAAAAUGUUCCCCCAGUCCUGUGGCAGCAUGCAGGGUGAGGUGAGUCCUAUAUUUUUCUUCUCUGGAAUAGGUUCACUUAUUGUAUAUUGACAAUCUAGUUGCGCUGUUUGUGUGGGUUUUUGCUUCUCUGCUAUUCUUGUGAUGUAAAUGUGAUCCACCCACUGUUGCUGUUUGUAAGGUCUUUUAUUUUCACUACCCGUCUUUAUGUAUCUCAACUGAGGCAACCCUUACCAAAUGGGCUGGGGUUUCAUUUUACUAAUGGAAGCUAGUUGAACUGAAAAAAACUGAUCUUAAAUCUAUAAGGAAAUAAAAUUUGGAAGUCUUUAUGCAGUA
Messenger RNA from Phoenix dactylifera (date palm), 1909 nucleotides. RefSeq names its product putative serine/threonine-protein kinase PBL8. The record is from RefSeq and is a predicted model, not a curated record. Gene Ontology annotation, biological process: protein phosphorylation. Gene Ontology annotation, molecular function: protein kinase activity; ATP binding. NCBI's taxonomy places the organism in Eukaryota, Viridiplantae, Streptophyta, Magnoliopsida, Arecales, Arecaceae.